ACAACCAAACGAAAGUAAAGAAUGAGAGGAAAAUAUAUGUUCCUACUAGUGCUCAUUGCCUUGGCCUCCAAUGAAGUUUUUGCCAAGAAAAAGUCUUCAAGAUCUAAGUUAAGAAGAAGUGAUUUCCCAGAAGGUUUCAUUUUUGGGUCUGCAACCUCUGCCUACCAGGUUGAAGGAGCUGCUCAUGAAGAUGGUAGAGGACCAAGUAUCUGGGAUACAUUCUCUGAAAAAUACCCAGAGAAGAUUCAAGAUGGUAGCAACGGGUCUAUUGCAGAUGACUCUUACCGUCUUUACAAGGAUGAUGUGGCUUUAAUGCAUCAAAUUGGGUUCAGUGCGUACAGAUUCUCCAUCUCUUGGUCAAGAAUCUUGCCUAGUGGGAAUCUAAAAGGAGGAAUCAACCAGGCCGGUAUUAACUAUUACAACAAGUUGAUCAAUGAGCUUUUGUCCAAAGGAAUCAAGCCUUUUGUCACUAUUUUCCAUUGGGAUACGCCACAAGGCCUUGAAGAUGCUUACGGUGGAUUUCGUGGGGCAGAGAUUGUAAAUGAUUUCCGCGAUUAUGCGGAUAUUUGUUUUAAGAAUUUUGGUGAUAGAGUGAAGCAUUGGAUGACACUGAACGAGCCGUUGACAGUGGUGCAGCAAGGAUAUGCUCUAGGUAUAAUGGCUCCAGGAAGAUGCUCCAAAUUUACAAACCCUAAUUGUACCGCCGGAGAUGGAGCCACUGAGCCUUAUGUCGUUGGUCACAACCUUAUCCUUGCUCACGGAGCGGCCCAUGAAGUCUACAGAGAAAAAUACAAGGUGUCUCAAAAAGGUCAAGUCGGUAUUGCUUUGAACGGGGGUUGGAACUUGCCCUAUACAGAAUCAGCGGUGGAUAAGUUAGCCGCGGCACGAGCCUUGGCCUUCACAUUUGACUACUUCAUGGAGCCGCUUGUGACUGGUAAAUAUCCUGUCGACAUGGUCAACAACGUAAAAGGUGGUCGGUUGCCUACAUUCACAGCAAAACAAUCAAAGAUGCUGAAGGGCUCAUAUGAUUUCAUUGGCAUCAAUUACUACUCGUCUUCUUACGCAAAGAACGUCCCUUGCUCAACCGAAAAUGUUACAUUAUUGUCUGAUCUUUGUGCAAGCGUCACGGGUGUGAGAGAAGGAGUUCCCAUCGGUCCAAAGGCUGCGUCGGACUGGCUUUUGAUAUAUCCAAAGGGGAUUCGUGACCUUGUCCUUUAUGCAAAAUACAAGUUUAAGGAUCCUGUCAUGUACAUAACUGAGAACGGGAGAGAUGAAGCUAGUGUUACAGGUAAAAUCUUACUUAAAGAUAGUGAUAGGAUCGAUUACUACGCUCGACAUCUUGAGAUGGUUCGUGAAGCUGUCUCGGUUGGAGCCAAUGUGAAGGGCUUUUUCGCGUGGUCGCUGCUAGAUAACUUUGAGUGGUCAAAUGGUUACACGGUCCGGUUCGGGUUGGUUUAUGUGGAUUACAACGACGGUGGUAAGAGAUAUCUCAAGAAAUCGGCUCACUGGUUCAGAAAGUUCUUGCAUCAUAAGAAAAACAAUUGACAAGAUUUGUAUUUUUCCGUUUUAUCAAAUAUCUCCGUUAUUCUGAGAUAUUUAUUAUUAUUAAGUUUUAACAUAGAUUUUUUUAUUAUAAUAAAUUACUCAU
Molecule: messenger RNA, 1648 nt
Organism: Brassica oleracea var. oleracea
Lineage: Eukaryota; Viridiplantae; Streptophyta; Magnoliopsida; Brassicales; Brassicaceae
Product: beta-glucosidase 13-like
Exons: 2
Coding region: 22-1545 (507 amino acids)
Biological process (GO): carbohydrate metabolic process
Molecular function (GO): beta-glucosidase activity
Source: RefSeq, a predicted model, not a curated record